GACUCCCAAGCAGCUCGGCCCCUCGCCGAAGAAGCUAGUCCAUUGUUUCGCCGUCUCAGGGGAGGUCGUGUGGACGGUGAGCACCCAGCGAUUCGUAUUCUAAUAGUUCUACCCGGGUGUAUGUAGUAAUGCACAAGACAAACUGAUUAAGAACCUUUUAGAAAAACACUGGAAAACACACAAAGAAAAGUAGAAAACUGCAAUGUUUUAUCGGAGCGCGAGGCGAGCCGCCCUCUGUCGGCGCCAUCUUAACCAGGAAUACUUGGUCAUCAAAUGUCGCCCUUUUUACCUUCCGAAAGUGUUCUCAGGGAUUAUUGCCAUGGCUGUGUACAUCCUGCCCCAAUCUGACACCAAAAAGGCUCUCAAAGAUCUUCAUUGGACCCUGAACAAACUGGAGGCUGCAUUCCCGGAGGCAGUGUUCAUUGUUGCGGGGGACUUUAACAAAAGUAACUUGAGAACCGUGCUCCCAAAUUAUUACCAACACCUCGACUGUUUAACUCGCGGAAAUCCUACUCUUGACCACUGCUACACGCCUUUUUGACAUGAGUACAAGGCCCUUUCCCGUCCUCCUUUCGGCAAAUCCUGCUUCUCCCCGCCUACAAACAAAAACUCAAGAGGGAAGUUCCGUUGGUCAGGUCCGACCAAUAAUCAGAAUUCACGCUCCAAAACUGGUUUGAUCACGUGGGCUGGAAUAUGUUCCGGGUCGUCUCUGGAGAUAACAUCAAUAUAUACGCCGACGUGAUACCGAUAGUGUCUUUCAAAACGUUCCUAAUCAAAAAACGUGAAUUGAUAGCAGCCUUGUAGGAAAACUGAAAGAGAGAGCUGCUGCUUCUAAACAGGGCAAGGUGACCGGGGGAAAAUAGUUUGGUUCAACUGUAAAAAUAUGACUUACGCAGAUCGAUCAAAGAAUGGUGAAACACAAGUAUAGGGACUUAGUGGAGGAGCAAUUCAGCGGGUCGGACACAAGGCGUAUGUGGCAGGGGCUCCUAACGAUCACGGAUUACAAAAAGAAAGCCAGCCACAUUGCGGUCACCAACAGCACCCUACUAAACACCUUUUUCUCAUGAUUCGCUCACAAUGACCCUGAGCUGCCGAGGAGAGCCCCCGAUGACAAUGUGGACGAUACGCUCACAGGCUCCACUGAGGACGUACACUACCGGUCAAACGUUUUAGAACACCUACUCAUUCAAGGGUUUUUCUUUAUUUGUACUAUUUUCUACAUUGUAGAAUAAUAGUGAAGACAUCAAAACUAUGAAAUAACAGAUAUGGAAUCAUGUAGUAACCAAAAAAGUGUUAAACCAAUCAAAAUAUAUUUUAUAUUUGAGAUUCUUCAAAUAGCCACACUUUGCCUUGAUGACAGUUUUGCACACUCUUGGCAUUCUCUCAACCAGCUUCAUGAGGUAGUCACCUGGAAUGCAUUUCAAUUAACAGGUGUGCCUUCUUAAAAGUUAAUUUGUGGGAUUUCUUUCCUUCUUAAUGUGUUUGAGCCAAUCCGUUGUGUUGUGACAAGGUAUGGGGGGUAUACAGAAGAUAUCCCUAUUUGGUAAAAGACCAAGUCCAUUUUAUGGCAAGAACAGCUCAAAUAAGCAAAGAGAAAUGACAAUCCAUCAUUACUUUAAGACAUGAAGGUCAGUCAACUUUGAAAGUUUCUUUAAGUGCAGUCGCAAAAACCAUCAAGCGCUAUGAUGAACCUGGCUCUCAUGAGGACCGCCACAGGAAUUGAAGACCCAGAGUUAGCUCUGCUGCAGAGGAUAAGUUCAUUAGAGUUACCAGCCUCAGAAAUUGCAGCCCAAAUAAAUGCUUCACAGAGUUCAAGUAACAGACACAUCUCAACAUCAACUGUUCAGAGGGGACUGUGUGAAUCAGGCCUUCAUGGUCGAAUUGCUGCAAAGAAAUCACUACUAAAGGACACCAAUAAGAAGAAGAGACCUGCUUGGACCAAGAAACACGAGCAAUGGACAUUAGACCGGUGGAAAUUUGUCCUUUGGUCUGGAGUCCAAAUUGAAGAUUUUUGGUUCCAACCGCCGUGUCUUUGUGAGAUGCGGUGUGGGUGAACGGAUGAUCUCCGCAUGUGUAUUUCCUACCAUAAAGCAUGGAGGAAGAGGUGUUAUGGUGUGGGGGUGAUUUGCUGGCGACACUGUCUGUGAUUUAUUUAGAAUUCAACGCACACUUAACCAGCAUGGCUACCACAGCAUUCUGCAGCGAUACAACAUUCCAUCUGGUUUGGGCUUAGUGGGACUAUCAUUUAUUUUUCAACAGGACAAUGACCCAACACACCUCCAGGCUGUUUAAGGGCUAUUUUACCAAGAAGGAGAGUGAUGGAGUGCUGCAUCAGAUGACCUGGCCUCCACAAUCCCCCGACCUCAACCAAAUUGAGAUUGUUUGGGAUGAGUCGGACCGCAGAGUGAAGGAAAAGCAGCCAACAAGUGCUCAGCAUAUGUGGGAACUCCUUCGAGACUGUUGGAAAAGCAUUCCAGGUUAAGCUGGUUGAGAGAAUGCCAGGAGUGUGCAAAGCUGUCAACAAGGCAAAGGGUGGCUAUUUGAAGAAUCUCAAAUAUAAAAAUAUAUUUUGAUUUGUUUAAAACUUUUUUGGUUACUACAUGAUUCCAUAUGUGUUAUUUCAUAGUUUUGAUGUCUUCACUAUUAUUCUACAAUGUAGAAAAUAGUACAAAUAAAGAAAAACCCUUGAAUGAGUAGGUGUUCUAAAACUUUUGACCCCGGUAGUGUAUGUAAGUCAUUCAAAAGAGUUAACCCUCGCAAGGCUGUUAACCCAGACUCCACCGCCGCAGACCGCAAGGCACUUUAGAGGGUGAUACGUGCAGCUGAACGCACCACUGGGUGCACACUGCCUGCCCUACAGGACACCUACAACACCAGGUGUCGCAGGAAGGCCAAGAAGAUCAUCAGGGACCCCAGCCAAGCCAAGCCACGCCCUGUUCUCCCCGCUUCAGUCACUCAGACGCAGGCAGUACAGGAGCAUCAUGGUAAAAACUGGAAGACUGGCCAAUAGCUUCUACCCUCCGACCAUCAGGCUGGUGAAUAGCCACCACUAGUCAGCUACCUGCUCUCCCCUCCCCCCUGCUACUCCCCCUAGGGACAUGCCUUGGAAGGCCACUAGAAGGUCUAAAAAAAAAGAUCCCAAUGCCCCAUGGUAGUGAUUGGGGACAUUGCCCUGUGUAGGGUGCCAUCUUUUGGAUGGGACAUUACAUGGGUGUCCUGACUCUCUGUGGUCACUAAAGAUCCCAUGGCACUUAUCAUAAGAGUAGAUAGAGGUGUUAACCCUGGUGUCCUGGCAAAAUGUCCAAUCUGGCCCUCAUCAUGGCCACCUAACCAUCCCAGCCCCAAUCGGCUCAUUCAUCCCCCCCUCCUCUCCCCUGUAACUAUUCCACAGGUCGUGGCUGUAAAUGAGAAUGUGUUCUCAGUCAACUUACUGGUCAAAUAAAUAAAAAGAUAAAUAAUACAUUGAACAAAUGUCCCGUGUGGCUCAGUUGGUAGAGCAUGGCACUUGCAAUGCCAGGGUUGUCGGUUCAUUUCCCACAGGGGACCAGUACAAAUGAAAAUGUAUGCACUCACUACUGUAAGUGGCUCUGGAUAAGAGCGUCUGCUAAAUGACUAACAUGUAAAUGUGAACAUAUGACUUUGUUGCUUAUUGGCUGUGUUUUGUCUCUGUCUGUAUUCAGGUGGACCUGAUAAGACUGAGGAGGCCAAACCCUCGACCUCCCAGACUCCACCUAAAGAGGAGGAGAAACCAGACCCGUCAGAGGCACAGACGGUAGAGAGAGAAAUAGAGAGAGCGAGAAAGAAGGAAGUACUGAGAGAGGAAGAGAAAGAGAUAGAGGAGAGUUAAUUUACCCACCAGACUCUUCUCUCCCUCUCUCCCCCUCUCUCCCUCUCCCUCCCUCUCUCUCUCUCUCUCUCUCUCACCCUCUCCUCUGCUCCCUUCUCACCUCCUCUCCCCUCUCCCUCUCACCCUCUCUCUCCCUCUCUGCACCCUCUCUGCCUCCCUCUCUCUCUCUCUCACCCCUCUCCCUCUUCUCACCGUUCUCUCCCCUUCUCUCCAACCUCUCUCCCCUCUCUCACCCUCUCACCCGCUCUCACCCUCUCUCCCUCUCUCACCCUCUCUCCCUCUCUCACCCUCUCUCACCCUCUCUCACCCUCUCUCCCUCUCUCUCUCUCUUCACUAGGACCAGGGGCCAGCGGGCGCAGGGGGGUCCGACGGCUCAGACAGCAGUGAGGAGGACGAGAGCGAGGAAGAGAGCGAGGACGAGGAGGAUGAUGAAGAGGGUGAUGAGGAAGAGGGUGAAGAGGAAGAGGGUGAAGAGAAUGAGGAACCUCUGUCGUUAGAAUGGCCAGACACCAGACGUAAACAGGCCACAUAUCUCUUUCUCCUACCCAUAGUGUUCCCUCUGUGGCUCACUGUGCCCGACGUACGCAACCCGGUACGUAUGACGUACAUUUCUGUGUUGCAUUGAUGUCAUUUUUGUACUGUGUUUGUGCCCUGCAAAGUGGUGGAAAAUGUAGAACACAAAAUAUCUUAGAAUGUAUGCUGAUAUGAGCUUCCUGUGUGUUCUCUUCCUCAGGCUUCCAGAAAGUACUUUGCCUUGACGUUUAUUGGUUCCAUCACGUGGAUCGCUGUGUUCUCCUAUCUAAUGGUCUGGUGGGCACAUCAGGUAUCACUCUUGUUGGAUUUUAGAUCACAUGACUUCCAUCUUGUUUAGAAACUGUUAGUCUAGUGCUUCUUUGACUUAGGCCAGGAUUCAAUCAAGAUCAGCGAUAACCCGAGGUAACAGACAAACCCGUAGCUUAUCAUUGCUUUCGUUUAGGCGAUUUCGGAGGUGUAACUGCGUUGGAGCUGUCAAAUCAGUGAGCGGUUGCUCUUGUGGUCAUGGUCAGGAAACCACACCUGUCCUUAUAUCUCCCCCACGUUAGAAGUUCAGAAGGAGAAAGUGUAAGGCAGGUUAUAUAGAAAUAAUGACAUUGAAAAUCAUUCAACAAAAUAGCAAGUAUUUAGAUCAGCCUAAUCAAGGUGUAGAUUACAUCACACAUUUUAGUGUUUGAGCUUAACGCGGCUGCAUGGGAUUUCUACUAGUGCAUCCGAUAGGUAUAACUUUGGACGCCGCUUGUGGUUUUGACAACUCCAACGCAGUAACACAUCCGACGCCACCUACUAUAAACAAAAGCAAUGAUAAGCUAUGAGAUAAGCUAUGUCUGUUAUCGUGGGUUAACGCUGAGCUGAUUGAAUCCUGGCCUCCGUCUACCAAUUACAUUUUGAUAGAUGUAUCGACUGAUUACUAGUGCACUAGGUGGGUGGAUGAUGAUGAUUGACGUUGCUUUGAGUGUGAGAUUGAUGAUUGAUUGACGUUGGUCCUAGGUGGGUGAGAUUGAGUAUUGAUUGAUUGAUGAUUGGCUCCCUAGGUGGUGAGAUUGAUUGAUUGAUUGACUGUUGGCUCCCUAGGUGGGUGAGAUUGAUGAUUGACUGACUGUUGGCUCCCCAGGUGGGUGAGAGACUGAUUGAUUAUGUUUGCUCCUAGGUGGGUGGAGAUUUAUUGAUUGAUGUUGGACUGUGGCUCCCUAGGGUGAUGCUUGAUUGAUUGAUUGAUCAGAUUGACUGUUGGCUCCCUAGGUGGUGAAGAUGAUUGAACCAGGUGAUAUGAUAGAUUGACUUUGCUCCCUAGGGUUGAGGUGAGAUUAUUGAUUGAUUGAUUGACUGUGGCUCCCUAGGUGGGUUGUGUGAUUGAUUGAUGAUUGAACGGUUGCUCCUAGUGGGUGAGAUUUAUUGAUUGAUUGAUUGACUGUUGGCUCCCUAGUUGGGUGAGACUGAUGAUUGAUUGAUUGAUUGAGUGAUUGAUUAACUGUUGGCUCCCUAGGUGGGUGAGAUUGAUUGACUGAGUGAUGAUUGGCUCCCUAGGUGGGUGGUUGAUGAUUGAUUGAUGUAUGAUUGACUGUUGGCUCCUGGUGGGUGAGAUUGAUUGAUGAUUGAUUGACUGUUGGCCCUAGUGGGUGGGUGAGAUUGAUUGAUUGAUUGAUUGACUGUUGGCUCCUAGGUGGGUGAGAUUGAUUGAUUGAUUGAUUGCUGUUGGCUCCCUAGGUGGGUGAGAUUGAUUGAUUGAUUGAUUGACUGUUGGCUCCCUAGGUGGGUGAGAUUGAUUGAUUGAUUGAUUGACUGUUGGCUCCCUAGGUGGGUGAUGAGAUUGAUUGAUUGAUUGACUGUUGGCUCCCUAGGUGGGUGAGAUUGAUUGAUUGAUUGAUUGACUGUUGGCUCCCUAGGUGGGUGGGUGAGAUGUAUUGAUUGACUGUUGGCUCCCUAUGUGGGUGAGAUUGAUUGUUGAUUUGAUUGACUGUUGCCUCCCUAGGUGGGUGAGAUUGAUUGAGUGAUUGAUUGGACUGUUUGGCUCCCUAGGUGGGUGAGACUGAGUGAUUGAUUUGAUGUUGGCUCCCUAGGUGGGUAGAUUGAUUGAUUAUUGAUUGACUUUGGCUUCCCUAGGUGGGUGAGAUUGAUGGAGUGAUUGAUUGACUGUUGGCUCCCUAGUGGGGAACGAUUGAUUGAUUGACUGUUGGCUCCUAGGUUGGUGAGAUUGAUUGAUUGAUUUAUUGACUGUUGGCUCCCUAGGGUGGUGAUAUUUGAUGAAGUGAUGCUUGACUGUUUUGUCUCCCUAGGUGGGUGAACUGAGUGAUUGAUUGACUGUUGGCUCCCUAGGUGGGUGAGAUUGAUGAUUGAUUGAUUGACUGUUGGCUCCCUAGGUGGGUGAGAUGAUUGAUUGAUUGACUGUUGGCUCCCUAGGUGGGUGAGAUUGAUUGAUUGAUUGACUGUUGGCUCCCUAGGUGGGUGGGUGAGAUUGAUUGAUUGAUUGAUUGAUUGAUUGAUUGACUGUUGGCUCCCUAGGUGGGUGAGACAAUAGGCAUCUCAGAGGAGAUCAUGGGCCUGACCAUCCUGGCAGCUGGAACCUCCAUCCCUGACCUCAUCACUAGUGUCAUCGUGGCUCGUAAAGGACUGGGAGACAUGGCUGUGUCCAGCUCAGUGGGAUCCAACAUCUUCGAUAUCACUAUGGGGUUAGUAUAGACCACUAUAACUACAGAGAUAUCAGUAUAGACCACUAUAACUACAGAGAUAUCCCCUAUGGGGUUAGUAUAGACCACUAUAACAACAGAGAUGUCACUAUGGGGUUAGUAUAGACCACUAUAAACUACAGAGAUAUCACUAUGGGGUUAGUAUAGACACAUAACGACAGAGAUAUAACUACAGGAUAUCACUAAUGGGGUUAGUAUAGGACCACUAUAACUACAGAGAUAUCACUAUGGGGGUUAGUAUAGACCACUAUAACUACAGAGAUAUCACUAUGGGGUUAGUAUAGACCACUAUAACUACAGAUAUAUCACUAUGGGGUUAGUAUAGACCACUAUAACUACAGAGAUAUCACUAUGGGGUUAGUAUAGACCACUAUAACUACAGAGAUAUCACUAUGGGGUUAGUAUAGACCACUAUAACUACAGAGAUAUCACUAUGGGGUUAGUAUAGACCACUAUAACUACAGAGAUAUCACUAUGGGGUUAGUAUAGACCACUAAUAACUACAGAGAUAUCACUAUGGGGUUAGUAUAGGACCACUAUAACUACAGAGAUAUCACUAUGGGGUUAGUAUAGACCACUAUAACUACAGAGAUAUCACUAUGGGUUAGUAUAGACCACUAUAACUACAGAGAUAUCACUAUGGGGUUAGUAUAGACCACUAUAACUACAGAGAUAUCACUAUGGGUUAGUAUAGACCACUAUAACUACAGAGAUAUCACUAUGGGGUUAGUAUAGACCACUAUAACUACAGAGAUAUCACUAUGGGGUUAGUAUAGACCACUAUAACUACAGAGAUAUCACUAUGGGGUUAGUAUAGACCACUAUAACUACAGAGAUAUCACUAUGGGGUUAGUAUAGACCACUAUAACUACAGAGAUAUCACUAUGGGGUUAGUAUAGACCACUAUAACUACAGAGAUAUCACUAUGGGGUUAGUAUAGACCACUAUAACUACAGAGAUAUCACUAUGGGGUUAGUAUAGACCACUAAACUACAGAGAUAUCACUAUGGGGUUAGUAUAGACCACUAUAACUACAGAUAUAUCACUAUGGGGUUAGUAUAGACCACUAUAACUACAGAGAUAUCACUAUGGGGUUAGUAUAGACCACUAUAACUACAGAGAUAUCACUAUGGGGUUAGUAUAGACCACUAUAACUACAGAGAUAUCACUAUGGGGUUAGUAUAGACCACUAUAACUACAGAGAUAUCACUAUGGGGUUAGUAUAGACCACUAUAACUACAGAGAUAUCACUAUGGGGUUAGUAUAGACCACUAUAACUACAGAGAUAUCACUAUGGGGUUAGUAUAGACCACUAUAACUACAGAGAUAUCACUAUGGGGUUAGUAUAGACCACUAUAACUACAGAGAUAUCACUAUGGGGUUAGUAUAGACCACUAUAACUACAGAGAUAUCACUAUGGGGUUAGUAUAGACCACUAUAACUACAGAAUAUCACUAUGGGGUUAGUAUAGACCACUAUAACUACAGCUCAUAGAGAUAUCACUAUGGGGUUAGUGUAGACCACUAUAACUACAGAGAUAUCACUAUGGGUUAUAUAGACCACUAUAACUACAGAGAUAUCACUAUGGGGUUAGUAUAGACACAUAUAACUCAGAGAAUCCUAUGGGGUUAGUAUAGACACUGUAACUCAAAUUUACAGAUAUGCACUAUGCACAGUAGAACCUUGGUGUACCGUACUGAGAAACGUAUCAAGAAUCUUGGGUUGUAAACUAUCUCAGAGUAAUUGUAGAUAGCUUCUCGUUCAUCCACUUGGGUUAAACACCACAUACUUCAGAGAUAUCAUCAUGUUAUAUGCUAAAACAGUCCAUGGUUAGUUAUGCUCACUAAACUCAGCAGUUCACAUGGUUACUAUGAGUUCCUAUAGUAUAGACACUGUAACUACCGAGAGUCUGGGUUUAGAUAAACACUACUUGUGUUAGUAUGACCACGCCAUAGAGUAUCACUAUGCCUAUAACUGUGUAACCGGUCUGUAGUAACGAUCAAGGUCUUGUUACUAUUCUCAAAAGUCUCUCUCCCUCUCUCCUUCUCUCUGUCUCCACCUCUACGCUCUCUCUGCCUCUCACUCUCCUCUCUCCCUCUCUGUCUCCACCCCUCCGCUCUCUCGCCUCACUCUCCCUCUCUGCAUCCCUCUUUCUCCCCCACCACUCCCCCCCCCCUCAGCCUGCCUGUCCCAUGGUUGAUCUUCUCGGCGAUGCAAGGCGGGGUGCCGGUGGCGGUGAACUCCAACGGUCUGUUCUGUGCCAUCGUACUCCUCUUCAUCAUGCUUCUCUUCGUCAUCAUCAGCAUCGCGGCGUGUCGCUGGAAGAUGAGCCGUGUUCUGGGCCUCACCAUGUUCAUGCUUUACUUUGUGUUCCUGGUGCUCAGUGUGAUGCUGGAGGACCGUGUUAUUAUCUGCCCUGUCUCCAUCUGAGGUCAGAGGUCAGACACCAUUAUGUUAGUUUCAGGAACGUCUUUUUUUUUUACUAAGAUGAAACCGGAUGUGUUGUACUGCACAGAGCAUUAUGGGUACUGUAGUACAUCAUGCUACAGUGAGGAGGGAGGAAAAAAAGAGGUGUGUCAGGAAGU
Messenger RNA from Coregonus sp. 'balchen', 9653 nucleotides. NCBI's taxonomy places the organism in Eukaryota, Metazoa, Chordata, Actinopteri, Salmoniformes, Salmonidae. The record is from the annotation of a GenBank genome assembly.